Molecule: messenger RNA, 849 nt
Organism: Chelmon rostratus (copperband butterflyfish)
Lineage: Eukaryota; Metazoa; Chordata; Actinopteri; Chaetodontiformes; Chaetodontidae
Product: transmembrane protein 74
Exons: 1
Source: RefSeq, a predicted model, not a curated record
ACAGACGAGCGCAUGGGCUUGACAAAACGGGACACCCAGCCGGAUGUUCCAAUGGCUGAUCUCGAACUGUUUUACUUUGAUCAACCGGAUCCGAUAGACGCCUCCCCGGCUUUAAAUGAGCCAAGUAUCAGCGAGAUCAGCGGCGAGAAGUCGCUUCAUCGCGGCGGAGGAGAGGCUUCAGCACCACGGACAGAGACCCGGAGAGCUGCGUGGCCGGAGGAGGAAACUGAAACAUCUUUCACCUGCCGGCAAGAGGAUGAAGGUGAUGAUGAUGAUGUCCAGCUGAUAGAGACAAAUGCGCACACCUGCAGACUAAGUCAGAGCUCCUCAAGUGAACUGUACGAGGAGGAGGAAGUGGUGCUGGAGGAGGAGGAGGAGGAGGAGGAGGACAUCCCGGAACUUUACUUGCUGUCCGACGAUGACCUGUCCUCUGACGGCUCGGGGAAGUCGGUGGAUUACGGCUUCAUCAUCGCCGUCACAUGCCUGGUGACCGGCAUCUCUCUGGUCGCCAUAUCCUACACGAUCCCCAGGGACGUGCGGGUGGACCCGGACAGCGUGUCCGCCCGGGAGAUGGAGCGGCUGGAGAGGGAGAAAGCCAGGGUGGGGGCCCAUCUGGACCGGUGUGUCAUAGCCGGACUGUGCCUGCUCACCCUCGGGGGCGUGCUGCUCUCCACCCUGCUCAUGAUCUCCAUGUGGCAAGGGGAGAUGAUGAGAAGGAAAGCCUUUGCGUAUUCCAAACACGCUGCAAAGUUGUACGGCUCGAUCAAUCUGAGAGCAGGCUCCAGCCCUACUCCGGGAUCCUGCUCGCAUUUGUCAGCGGCUGAUGAGGAUUUAGAAGUGCUCAGCUGA